GUCUUGCACGAGGCCAUCAGCACCGGGGAUCCGGAAAUAGUCCACAUGGUCCUUCAGCACCGCGACUACCAGCAGACGUCCGCCACCCUCGGCGGUGUCCCCGAAUUACUUCAGAAGAUCAGUGAGACUCCAGAUUUUUAUGUGGAAAUGAAGUGGGAAUUCACCAGCUGGGUCCCACUGGUGUCCAGAGUUUGCCCCAGUGACGUUUGCCGCAUCUGGAAGAGCGGUGCAAAGCUGCGAGUGGAUAUCACAUUGCUGGGCUUUGAAAACAUGAGCUGGGAACGGGGGAAACGCAGCCUGAUUUUCAGAGGGGAAGAUACUGGGCACUGGGCUGAGCUGAUUGAGGUCAACCACGAUGAGAAAGUGGUGGCAGCCGAGCGUUUCGAGAUCACCCAGCAAAUCAAGCGGCUGACCCUGGACUCCAUGGUCCCAAAGAACAAGGAGGUGGAGCGACGGCUGACCUCUCCCAUUAUCAACACCUCCCUGGAUACCAGGAAUAUUGCAUUUGAAAGAAAUACCUCUGGCUUCUGGGUCUGGAAAACUGAGAGGAAUGAAGUGGUGAAUGACUAUGAAGCAAAGGUCUUCACAGCCAACAACGUGAAUGUGGUGACCAAGAUCCGGACGGAGCACUUGACCGAAGAGGAGAAGAGGCGAUACAAGGCUGACCGAAGCCCCCUGGAAUCCUUCCUGGGCACCAUUGAGCACGAGUACGGGGCCCAGCAGGACCUCACAACAGAAUUUGCCUCGACAAACAACCCAACAGCUCUCACACCAGAGGAAUACUUUGACCCUCAGUUUGACCUGAAGGACAGAGAUAUCGGCAGGCCCAAAGAAGUGACCAUUCGGACUCAGAAAUUUAAAGCAAACUUGUGGAUGUCCGAAGAGUUCCCGCUCUCCCUUGUGGAGCAGGUCUCCCCCAUCGUGGACCUGAUGGCCAGGACGAGCGCCCACUUUGCUCGACUGAAGGACUUCAUCACUUUGGACUUCCCUCCUGGAUUUCCUGUUAAAAUCGAAAUCCCCUUGUUCCACAUACUGAACGCCAGGAUUACCUUUGGAAGCGUGAACAGCUGCAGCACCCUGGAAGACGCUUCACCUCUGGGCCCCGAAGGCCCCCGGGGGACAUCUGCUGCUCCAGCCUCCACCUUUGUGGUUGACCCCUCUGUCUUCGAGAUCCCCAUGUCCUACCGUAUUCAAGAUGAUGGCCGGAACUUGCACGUGCAAGACGAGGACAAUGAAAUCAUGCAGUUUGCCAUCCAGCAGAGCUUGAUGGAGUCCGGCCAAAACCAGGAGCCUUUGGGGCCACACUUGAACGGGGAUGUGUCCUACUCACAGGACCUCAACCUACAGUAUCAAAGGGCCCUACAGGAGAGCCUCCUGGCCAACAGCAGGAGCAACCCGCCCCUGCACGGGUCUUCCACGUUUGACCAGGACUUGCAGCUGGCCAUGGCGCUCUCCGUCCGGGAGCAGCAAGAACUGGAGCAGCGGAGGCAGCAGGAGGAGGAGGCGGAGCUGCAGGAGGCUCUUCAGCGCUCCCUGCUGGAGAAGUAGCCGGAUGCUGCCCGUGGGAAGCGAGUGCCAGAAGCCCCGGGCCCCUUCCGCCUGGGACCUGCACGGGGAGGCCAUCUUGAGCAGAGAUGGGCUCUUCCGUUCGUUCGCCAAAGCUUUGAGCCCAAAGAUCUGCCCGUCUUCCUCUGUGCUCAGCGGUUGCACUGAAAGGGGGCACCCCGAGGUACCUAUGCCAAAGGCUGCUCUGAAGGGGCCAGGGGACUCUCACCAGCCUCGAAGGGGGGGGCGGCAGCAGGGAACCUGAGCCACGGGGAGGGUUUCCACGGAGCAUGCUCCUUGCCUACCAAAGAUUUCAGGGGCUGUCAGGUGUCUUUUCAUAGCCCUACAAGCGUCCCCCGCGGUCUGUCUACACCAGAGCCCUUUUCCUUUCCCUUCAGACCCCGGCCGCUUCAUCUCUGUAGCCUUCCCUCUUUUGCUCCCCCUGCCCGCAACAAAUCCUCCGCACACGGGGGGGGGUUGUGUUUUUAAAUAAAGCGGGGGCAACCUCCCCUCUUGGCUGAA
Python bivittatus (Burmese python) is the source of this 2067-nucleotide messenger RNA. Lineage: Eukaryota; Metazoa; Chordata; Lepidosauria; Squamata; Pythonidae. The record is from RefSeq and is a predicted model, not a curated record.